CGAUUAAUAACAAAAUAAUAAAUAGCCAAUAGUGAUCGAGCUCUAAGAGUCAGUGUUUUCUUGCUGCACGUACGCGCACGCACACGGAAAUGAGGAUAAAAUGAUAUUCAAUGCGAAUGUCAUUACGUUGAGUGUGUCUCGAUGCUGAUAGUAAAUAGGUCCACUCGUUACAGUUUGGAGUGGAGGCUGGAUCCUGGACUCUCCGGAAUAUUAGAUCAUGUCGUUUUUACGUGGCUCUGCCAAUUAUGUGUGGUGCACGACUAGCGUACUGGGUAAAGGAGCAACCGGCGCCGUAUUUCAAGGGGUGAAUAAAAAUAAUGGCGAGCCAGUAGCUGUAAAGACGUUCAACCAAGUUAGUCACAUGCGGCCUCACGAUGUACAAAUGCGAGAAUUUGAAGUUUUGCGUAAAGUGAAGCAUGAAAAUAUUGUUAAACUGUUAGCCAUCGAAGAAGAACAGGAUGGGCGAGGAAAAGUUAUAGUAAUGGAGCUCUGCACAGGCGGUAGUUUAUUUAACAUCUUAGACGAUCCUGAAAAUACGUAUGGCCUAGCAGAGGAAGAGUUCUUACUUGUUUUGGAACAUUUAUCGGCUGGUAUGAAGCAUUUACGAGACAAUAAUUUGGUUCAUCGCGAUCUCAAGCCUGGAAAUAUUAUGAAAUUCAUAGCGGAUGAUGGUAGCACUAUAUAUAAAUUAACUGACUUUGGAGCUGCUCGAGAAUUACAAGAAGAUCAACAAUUUGUGUCAUUAUACGGAACCGAGGAAUACCUUCAUCCAGAUAUGUACGAGCGAGCGGUACUUAGGAAACCAGUGGAUAAAAGUUUUGGGGCGACGGUGGAUCUUUGGUCGAUAGGUGUAACCUUGUAUCACGUGGCAACUGGCCAAUUGCCAUUCAGGCCACACGGUGGUCGGAGAAAUAGAGAAACCAUGUUUUAUAUAACUACAAAAAAGGCAUCCGGUGUCAUAGCUGGUGCGCAAAUGACAGAAAACGGCCCAAUCGAUUGGAGUAGAGAAUUACCGCACAGUUGUCGCUUAAGUGCCGGUCUAAGGAGAUACGUUACCCCUCUGUUGGCGGGAUUAUUAGAAGUCGAUCGACAAAAAAUUUGGAGUUUUGAUAGAUUUUUCUCCAGAGUUACGGACACUCUCUGCAGACGACCAGCUAUCAACAUUUUUGACGUUCAUGGAGGUAAUUUAAUAAAAAUAUAUUUACAUCCAGAGGAGGAACGUUUUGCUGCAUUUCAAGCUCACAUCCAUGAUCAGACGAGUAUCCCAGCCAGGUCUCAGAUACUUCUAAAGGGUCAGAUAUCCAUUUUACAACUAGUAGAAAUCUCAACUCCUGGAAAAGGUUAUCCAUUGACGUCAGUGGACGAGCCAUUACAUUUAUUCUCAAGAGAAAAUAACAACGUAAUGGUGCCGUUAGAUUCAGAGCUUCCAAAAUUUCCCAUUUUUGCCAAUUUAGUGUCAGUAGAGAUCGACGCCAGUCAAGCCAAAUCCGCUUGUUCGGUUGGACACGAGUGCAAAAGGAGAAUCGACAAAAUAGCAAGAUGCAGCAAAUUGUCUCAGGAUGCAGUUACAUCGUUUGUUAAUUAUUUAGUCACAGAACUUGGUAGAGCUCUGGAAAAGUGUCAAAGAGCCAAGGAUUUCACUAAAGCCGUAGAGGAUCUAGCGAUAGCUAUCGAGAGAGGAGAAGCCAUAGCUAAGCAAGUGUUUCUAGGCAUUCGUAUAAAUCAAGGAUCAAGCUCUUCGACUAGUGUAUUAUCGACAUCACCAACAGGAUCGAAUUUAUCAUCUGCAACGCAAAAUUCUGUAGUCCCAUCCUUUGAAGUGAAAAGCUGGAAGAAGGAAUUGGACGUAAAGAGUAACGAACUAUUCGGAGAAUUGGCACCUGCAAUAUCUCAAUUGCAUCAACGAUAUGUUAAGGAAAAUUGCUUGAGAAGCGAAUGGGAUACUAACACACGUGGAUUAUGGUGCCCAUGGGCAAGUAAAGCAAGUCAAAAAGCCGCGACCUUGGUCGAUCGCUUGAGAGAUGGUUGGCAGCAUCUUUUACGAGAUCGAGCCACGCGAAGCCUCACGUACAAUGACGAACAAUUUCAUGUUCUGGAGCGCAUUAAAGUAACCGAGACCGGACGUCGCAUGAAGGAUCUCCUGGAGAAGCAGGUGAUCCCCGCGAUAACCCAACACUCGGAAUGCCUCGCCGAUUGGUACAAAAUGGCACAGACGGUGUUCCUUCAGACGCAGAUCCUCGACAAGGACAUCGACAACUACAACCGCAUGCUGGAGAGCUUCUCGUUGAGCCUGUCUCAGGAAGGCAAGGAGCGAUACGACCACAUAUGCCGUUCGAUAGAUUCUUGGCUGCCGAGAAUGAGUCAGCAGUCCAGCAAAACUAUGAAUGAGUCCGAGAGCGAAGUGAACGAACUCAGAAAACGUCGUGCGAUUAUGGAGGAGGGCAAAUGGAAGGACAUAUGCUCGAUGCAGAAGCAAAUACUCAUGGUACUUUAUAAGAAUAAUAAACUCGUCGAUGAGCUCAACAAUUGGACUCUCAACGAGAUGGCGAGCACAUCCUCCACCGAGGAGCUCCAUCUUUUGACUAUGGGCAAUUAGCCGGAGGAUUUACGAGGUCAUAGCGAUAAGGACUCAAAGUGCAAUGACGACGCGUCAAUAAUCAUUUCAUUUAACGAACAUCGUUACCUCGUUUGUUCGUCUUAAUUCUUUCGCCUUAAUUCAUUACACCAAGUGUAGUGAUUUACGAUUCU
Molecule: messenger RNA, 2748 nt
Organism: Ceratosolen solmsi marchali
Lineage: Eukaryota; Metazoa; Arthropoda; Insecta; Hymenoptera; Agaonidae
Gene: IKKepsilon
Product: I-kappaB kinase epsilon
Exons: 4
Coding region: 218-2596 (792 amino acids)
Biological process (GO): peptidyl-serine phosphorylation
Cellular component (GO): cytoplasm
Molecular function (GO): protein serine/threonine kinase activity; ATP binding
Source: RefSeq, a predicted model, not a curated record